Polychytrium aggregatum is the source of this 1371-nucleotide messenger RNA. RefSeq lists its product as uncharacterized. Gene Ontology annotation, molecular function: mRNA binding. Bases 1 to 1371 code for a protein of 456 amino acids. The transcript is spliced from 2 exons. Gene Ontology annotation, cellular component: cytoplasmic stress granule. The record is from RefSeq and is a predicted model, not a curated record. NCBI's taxonomy places the organism in Eukaryota, Fungi, Chytridiomycota, Chytridiomycetes, Polychytriales. Gene Ontology annotation, biological process: mRNA splicing, via spliceosome.
AUGCGAACCGUCUACCUCGGCAACCUGCCUAUGCCCAUCACCUACGAGGAGAUUCUGAACCACGUCAAAACCGGUGCCGUCGAGCACGUCCGCAUCCUCGAAGACAAACAGUGCGUCUUUGUCACCUUUGUCGAGCCCAUGUCGGCCAUGCAAUUCCACAACGACGCCAUCCAGAAGCGCCUCUGUCUUCUCGGACAAGAGGUCAAGGUUGGAUGGGGCAAGCCUUCGCCCAUCCCCACCAACAUCCUCACGGCCACCCAAAACGGCGCCUCCAGAAACGUCUAUAUCGGCAACAUUGACGAAUCCGUCACCGACCAGUAUCUCCAGUCCGAGUUUUCCAAGUUUGGCCCUGUUGACCAGAUCCGCGUCCUGCUGGAGAAGCGCAUCGCCUUUGUGCACAUGACCAGCAUCGCUGCUGCCAUCAAGGUCGUCACCUCGCUGAGCCAGGACCCCAGCUGGAGCGGCCGCCGCGUCAACUAUGGCAAGGACCGCUGCAUCCCGAACAAGCAGAUGAACCCCGCGGCCGUCUCAUCCGCCCUCGGUGGCGCCUCGGGCAUGAUGUUCCAGUCUGGGUUCCCCAGCCAGUUUGGCGGUAUGCUAAGCAGCGGGUAUCCCUAUGAUCCACAUUACGUCGGCGGCGGAAACCGCACGGUGUACCUGGGUGGCAUUCACCAAGAUGCCACCACCAAGGACCUUUGCGAUGUCAUCCGCGGUGGCAUCCUCCAGAACAUCAAAUAUCUGCCCGACAAGAACAUUGCCUUCGUGACCUUCAUCAGCCCCACCGCCGCCUACAACUUCCACAACCGCGGAACGUACGAGGGCAUCGUCAUCAAGGGCAAGCGCGUCAAGAUUGGAUGGGGCAAGGCUGUGCCGAUCCCCGCCAACGUUGCCGCCGCUGCACAGAGUGGCGCCUCGAGAAACGUUUACAUUGGCGCCAUCGAUGAGACAAUUACCGAGGAAAAGCUGCGCAAGGACUUUGCCGAGUUUGGCGACAUUGAGCUGGUCAACAUCAUCCAGGACAAAAACAUUGGCUUUGUCAACUUUACCGAUAUCCUGGCUGCGGUCAAGGCCGUCGAGUCCCUCAAGAUCUCCCCCGAGUACAGCCGAUUCAAGAUCAACUACGGCAAGGACCGCUGUGGCAACGAGCCCCGCCCCCCGCGAGUGAACCCGUCUGCCGCGCACGGCUCGCACUCGCAUGGCGGCCCUGCUGGCCCCAGCAACGUCAUUAGCCCCGCGACCGAGUUCCGAGCCAAUGGCGGUGCAAACGCCGGUGCCUCGGGUGCCCUUUCGCCCUAUGCAACGGACAACGGAAUCGGUGGUGUCGAGGGCUACCAAAUCUCGGACCACGGCAGCCCCACCCAAUUCAUCUGA